Molecule: messenger RNA, 5206 nt
Organism: Caenorhabditis angaria
Lineage: Eukaryota; Metazoa; Nematoda; Chromadorea; Rhabditida; Rhabditidae
Source: the annotation of a GenBank genome assembly
AUGAUUCAAGCGGUGCUUCUGAUGGCUACCGUACUUGGCGCCUCCGUGUAUUAUUGGAAUCAUAAUCGAGAAUUGGCGCUGGAGAACUACACAAAUGGAAAUGAUAUUCUAUUGAAGACUGUCGGUGGGUUACUGUAGUACUACUGUAGGUUCUAGACUAGACUAUAGUUUCAGAUUUUCAUCCGAUUUUGUGGAAUAAAUGCCAAUGGCCGAAUUUGGACAAAAAUGAGGAGGAUAUUCGGAAAUUUUUGAGAAAAAAGAUACGGUGGGUUACUGUAGAGGUUGGGGUACUGUAGAGUGUACUAUAGGUCUAUGGGUACCUCAAGAUAAAUCUUCUUACUGUAGAAUUCCCUCAGAUUACUGUAGAAGCUCCCAGACUACUGUAGAAGCCCUCAGAUUACUGUAGAAGCCCUCAGAUUUCUGUAGAAGCUCUCAGAUUACUGUAAAAGCUCUCAGAUUACUGUAGCAACAUUUUCUAGCCCCGAAUGCGUCUCAAAAAUCCGCACAAAAUUCGAAGGGACCACCCUGCUCGUCAUGGGACCUGCCCAAAAUUCUGAAAAAAUUCGCUGCCGAAUUUUGGACCUAAAAAGCCUGGCCCAAGAUGACGUGGCAUUUGAUGAGCCCAAAAAUGUGACCGGAGCAUUUGGCGAGUUCAUUUUGGAGUGUCUGGAGGCGGAAACGGGUGCGGUUGUGGAGCGGAAAACGUUUUGGAAUGCGGAACGAGCGGAACAUGCGGUUGACGCGACGGCGGUGAGGUUUUUGAGGGGGAUUGCUCAUAUUAUACCUAAAUUUGAAAAAAAUAUGGCAUUGCUCAUAUUAAACUUCAUUUUUUUUUCUCAGAUGAAUCCGUCAAUCUCGGUGCUCUAUCUCAAAUCAAUGUCUCGCUCACAUUUCCUCCGAAAUUUUCCGGAAUUCCAGAAAAUUCUGAAAAACUACGGUAUGCACGAUUUUCAGAUGUUCAAUAAAAUGUCUGAAAAUGUCAGCGAAAAUGUGUGGAACACUUUUAAUUCGGAAAAUAAUGGAAGGAAUAUUGCGGAUUUUAUGAAAAGUGAGUUACAGGAAAUGCGUCAGCAAAUUUAGAAGCUACUAGAAAUGCGUCAGUGAAUCUAGAAGCUACUAGAAAUGCGUCAGCAAAUUUAGAAGCUUCUAGAAAUGCGUCAGCAAAUCUAGAAGCUACUAGAAAUGCGUCAGCAAAUCUAGAAGCUACUAGAAAUGCGUCAGCAAAUCUAGAAGCUACUAGAAAUGCGUCAGCAAAUCUAGAAGCUACUAGAAAUGCGUCAGCAAAUCUAGAAGCUGCCUGAAAUGCGUCAGUGAAUCUAGAAGCUACUAGAAAUGCGUCAGUGAAUCUAGAAGCUACUAGAAAUGCGCCAGCAAAUUUAGAAGCUACUAGAAAUGCGCCAGUGAAUUUAGAAGCUACUAGAAAUGCGUCAGCAAAUUUAGAAGCUUCUAGAAAUGCGUCAGCAAAUCUAGAAGCUACUAGAAAUGCGUCAGCAAAUCUAGAAGCUACUAGAAAUGCGUCAGCAAAUCUAGAAGCUGCCUGAAAUGCGUCAGUGAAUCUAGAAGCUACUAGAAAUGCGUCAGUGAAUCUAGAAGCUACUAGAAAUGCGUCAGCAAAUUUAGAAGCUACUAGAAAUGCGUCAGUGAAUUUAGAAGCUACUAGAAAUGCGUCAGCAAAUUUAGAAGCUACUAGAAAUGCGUCAGCAAAUUUAGAAGCUACCCGAAAUGCGUCAGCAAAUUUAUAAGCUACCAGAAAUACGUCAGCAAAUCUAGAAGCUACUAGAAAUGCGUCAGCAAAUCUAGAAGCUACUAGAAAUGCGUCAGUGAAUCUAGAAGCUACUAGAAAUGCGUCAGCAAAACUUUCUCACAAUAAAAAAUUUUCAGAUCGCUUCUGCUCGAUUUUCAGCAACGACGAGAGAUCUGGAAUUUGGGCCAAGUCGGAUUUUCAGAUUCCGAGAUUUCAGACAAGUCUAGACAAAGAUACUUGCGUCAACUCGGAUCCACAUCAAAAAUCGCUGGCCUGGCUAAAAUUGUGGGCCGAUUUUGAGCUAGCAAAUUCGGGAAAAUGUCAUUUUUCCCAGAUUUUUGUGGACAAUUUUAUAGAUCAUGGCGAUUUCAGAAUGGAUCAAUUAUUGAGGUAAGGCUGGAAAUGGCUGAAAAUAUGUCACGUUGCAUGGGAUUUUUGGAAAUCUUGGGAAAAUUUGUGAUUUUUUGACACCAAAUAUGAUUGGCGCAUUUUUCAGAGCUUCUGAAUUUGCUGACGCAUUUCUGGUAGCUUCUAAAUUUGCUGACGCAUUUCUAGUAGCUCCCCGACCCAAAAAUCCCCAAAAAUUUCAAAAUUUCCAGUGAAACAUUCCGAAAAUUUGCCGAAAAUCGCGUUUUGAACAAUACAAUCAUCCUGAUUUUGUCGGCCGAAGGAAUUCCGAUCGGAGAAUUCGGAAAUUCGUACACCGGAAAAGUGGAGGAACGAAAUGCCGUGCUGUUUUUGAGUGUUCCUUGGAAAUUGCAAAAACAUCGCAAGGAUCAUAGCUUCCAUUUGGAUAAGAAUCAGAAUUCGUGAGUUUUGUGUGGGAGGGGCGAGAGUGCAGAGAAGCUAGACAGUUAGAGACGCAGAGGGAUUAAGUGGCUAGAGAAAGCAGACAGCUAGACAGCUAGAGACGCAGAGGGAUUAAGUGGCUAGAGAAGCAGACAGCCAGACAGCUAGAAACGCAGAGGGAAAUACACUCCGCUCGUGCCGCUAACGCGGAAGAUUCCGGGGCGCUUCGCGCUAGACAGCCAGAUAGCAUAGGGGUUGAGAGAGUGCAGAGAAGCGAGAGGGUUAGAGACGCAGAAAAGCCAGACUCAGAGAAAGUAUGGCUUGAACGGCGCGGCCCGCGGACGAUUUUUCACCGAUUUUUGGGUGAAAAUCAUUACGCGGAUUCCGCGAAAAAAAUUUCGCGGACAGCGAAACUUCAGCCAAUGAGAGUCUAAUUUCGCGCAUUCCGCGAAAUUUUUUGACUCGGAAAUUUGAUUUUGCGUUUUUCGCGGAUUCGCGAAUGGACUCGAGAGGGAGGGUAUAAAAAGGAUAAAUUGUAUCGCGUACGCGACAACGAGGAUAGCGCAGCAAGGAAGAUGGAUGACUACAAAACGACAGGAUUGGGAUCGAGGCCGGGUUGGAACUACAAGUCAAUACUAACUUCUGAUAAUUAUCAGGGGUAGUGAAGCAUUUUUAUAUUUCGAGAGUGCAUUGCGCGGACGUUUCGCUAACAGCGGAGUAUAAUUUCGCGGACGUUUCGCUAAAGUUCUUGUGUCAGCCGCGGAUUGGCAGAUUUUUGGGUUUCGCGAACCGCGCCGUUCCAGCCAGACCUUCUCUGAGGACAGCUAGAAACGCAAAGGGAAAUACACUCGCUCCGCUCGUGCCGCUUACGCGGAAGAAUCCGGGGCGCUUCGCGCAAAAUUGCAUCAUGACGUGGCAAAAAAAUCGAUUUACACUAAACAACAGGCACGCGGAGUAUCGUUGUUUUACUUUUAAUUUUUUUUUUUGAAAAAAUCAAUAAUUCUGCCACGUGGCAAUUUGAAACUUUCAUUUUCAUUUUUUAAAAAAACUCCGCUUCUGUGAUUUUUGAUCGAAAAUCGAUAUUUCAAAUUGCUACGUGGCAGAAUUAUUGAUUUUUUCAAAAAAAAAAAUAAUAAAAGUAAAACAACGAUACUCCGCGUGCCUGCUGUUUAGCGUAAAUCCAUUUUUAGCCACGUCAUGAUGCAAUUUUGCGCAAAGCGCACCGGAAUCUUCCGCGUGAGCGGCACGAGUGGAGUGAGUGUAUUUCACUCUGCGUCUCUAACCCUUUAGCUUCUCUGCGUCACUAGAUGUCUAGCUUCUCUGCGUCUCUAACCCUCUAGCUUCUCUGCACUCUCUCCAUACCCUAUGCUAUCUCGCGCAAAGCGCCCCGGAAUCUUCCGCGUAAGCGGCUCGAGCGCAGCGAGUGUAUGUCCCUCUGCGUCUCUAACCUGAUUCCUCUAGUUGUCUCUGCACUCUCUGCAACCUAUUUGGGCUCAAAAAAUCGCAAAUUUUCUGAAAAUUCCGAAAUUUCCAGCCUAAUAACACACCGUGACGUGUUCGAGACCUUGGAAAGUUUCUCCAAAACUUCGGAUGAUCAACAAAUAAUUGAGCUAACUCCAGAAGAAUGGAAACAAAGAAAUCGCGAAAAUCGUGGAAUUUCCCUAUGGCAAACCUUGCAUUCAACCAAAAAUAAUUGCACAAUCUCAAAAAUUCCGGCUCAAAAUUGUCUUUGUAUGGAACCCCAAUUGGAAAUCGAAGCCGCCUACAACAAGACAAAUGAGAUGUUAGAUAGGCUAACUUAUAAAAUGAGCAAUGAUGCGAUUUCUGGCUCGGAUUGUCUUUCGAACAUUGAAAUUGAUCCAAAGUGGAAUUACACGGCGGUUUGGAAUUUGAACGGGGAAAUUUUACAGGGAGCGCAGGAAUAUGUGCAAUUUUUGACGGUUAGGAAUAUGGCCUAUGACGUGGCAAAUAGUAAUCGAAAUGUGAGUUUUGGGAGCAUUUUGAGCCCAAAUUCGGGUUUCUGAGCAUUUUUCUAUAGAUUUUGAGCCCAAAUUCGGGUUUCUAGGCCAUUUCUAAGCCCUGGAGUUCAGAAAUAUGGUUUCUAGGCCAAUUUUUAGGUUUCUAGGCCAUUUUUUGGGUUUCUAGGCCACUUUUCGGCUUUCUAGGCCAUUUCUAAGCCCUGGAGCUCGAAAAUACGAAUUUCAGCUCAUUUUUCACCCUUGGAGCUCAAAAAUAUUGUUUCUAGGCAAAUUUUUGGGUUUCUAGGCCAUUUCUAAACCCUGGAACCUAUUUUUGCUCAAAACAUGCAACGGAAUCGCGGAGUUUCGUUGUUUUCACAUUUAAAAAUUUAAAUGUCCCAUUUUACCGCUCCAGAAAUGCAACGGAAUCGCGGAGCGUCGUUGUUUUCGAAAUAAGUUGGUUUUCUAGCCAAAAAGCUCCACAGGAGCCCUAAAAACCACCAAAAUGCUCCAAAUUUUCUGGAGAUUUUGAAUUUUGCCCAUUUUUCAGCGUCACUUCAGCACAUUGGGUCAAUUCAAGCAAUACAUCUAUUCGGAUCCUUAUAGAAUCGAAGCCGCUUAUCCAUAUUGCCUAGCAAAUCACGCAUUUCAUUGUAAUGCAGGAUUUUUGCAUCGAUUUUGUGAAAUGUGUCAUAAUCAUCUACUUUUAUCCUAG